AUGUUCUUCUCGCUGGUCCAGACGCUUGUCUGUGUGCUGCUCAUCAAUGGCGGCCUCUAUGCGCUGCACUUGAGCGGCAAUAACGGCAACAAUGGCAACUCUGGCAAUAGCAAUGCUGGCGAGCAACCAUUGCAAGCGGCUGCUAAUCGUAUGUUGCAUACGAUCGCCACGGCGCCACACCAUGCACAACAUCAGCAACAUCAGCAGCAACAGCAUUCGCCACAUGCAGGUGGCAUACCCCCAGGGGGUGGUGGUGGUGGCGGCACUGGUGGCACACACCGAACAGCCGCUAUGGCUGCCUUUGAUGCCACCACGGGACGGCUAAAUAAGGAAAUCGCGGAUAUGGCGCAACUGGAACGCGAGCGUUUAAUGCUUCUCGGUCUGGCCAAGCAGACGGCUGAGAGUCCUGCAACGCCAGCGGGUCAUAAUGGUCGGCCUAUCAUAGCCGGUCGCAUCCAAAUGCAUCCCAGUGACGAGCUCGACGUAGGAGAUUAUCCGGCAUUGCUGCAGCAGGCAGCUCGAGGCUUCAUGUUUGGCAGCGUCGUCAAACAGCCACCCGCUCCGCUACCCGCCGACGAGGAUUACGAGGAGUUGCGCGAAUUCGGCCGCCGACCAGUCAAGUACGACUAUGGGCGUGUGGUGCAGCCAGCAGAUCGGGAACAGGAGCAGCAGCAACAACAAGCGGCGGCUGCAGCUGCAGCUGCCAUGUAUGAGUCGCAUCAUGGCUUUGGGGACUUUGAUGAUUUUAUGGAACUCGAAUCGGCAACCGAUAACGGUGACAGCGAGGAUUUGCUUUCAGAACUAGAUGGCUACCAAUACCAUGGCUGGGAGGACGAAGCGCAAGCUUUGCCGGCAAAUCCCUAUCGCACCCUCGAGCAGUUGGAGCUAAAUGCGCCCGAGUCCCUACAGCAACUAUUUGAGCAAGAACAGCGCGAUGCGCCGGCCAAGAGCCAUGCCAGCCCUAAACUCCACUCCAAUGGCAACUACAACAUACGUGCGCAGCAGAAAUGGGCCAGAAAACGCGCACAUGCCCCACCCGGCAGCCAAUCAUCAGCGCCAUCGCAGCUGCAGCGCAACAUCUUUGGCCAGCAUUUCAAGCAACAGCGCGCCAAGCUCGCUCUGGCCAAUUCAGAGGCCACCGCUGGCAAGCAUGCCAGCAGCUCCAAUCGCAAUGGUAACGGUAAUGGCAAUGGCAACGGCAACGGAUCCGGCAGUAGUCUAACAAACUCAAAGGAUACGGCCACAUCCACUAAACCGCACGAGUCCGCAGCAACGGCCACUGGUGAUGCACAGCAGCAGCAGCAGCAGCAGAAGAAGGAGUCGGAUCAACAGUUGCUUCAUCCCAAUCAUAAGCGCUCCGGUAGCGCUGGAGGUGGCGGCAGCGGUUACGUGUCACCGCCUGUCUCGCACAGCAUAGCCAGCCAGCUGAUGUUGCGCACAGCGCGCGGACAGCGGCAGUACGAUGUGCCACAAAUUGAGUGUCCCACCGCUAUGGACGGCAUGGAGCGCUUUGCAUGCCCCACACCGGACUUGCAGGGGCGCUAUCGCUGCAUAGACGAUCAUGUGCUAUGCGAUGGAUUUAUCGAUUGUCCGGAGGGCGAGGACGAAGAUAGGAGAUCGUGCAUGUUCUACAAAACGACGAAAGCUCAUUUGGAUGUGUUAGCAGAUGCGUUACUGCGCUGGGCGCGGGGGCGCUAAGUGUACACACAAACAGAUCACACAUAAACGAACAGAAAAAGAAAGACAGACAAACAUACACGCGAUACAAACACACCUAGAAAACCCACGUUAAACAUAACUUACAAUUAGUUUUAUGCUACACCUACAUAUAUACUAAAAACUGAGAACAAAACCAAUGAACACAAACGGGCAAAAACCUAUUAAGUUUAAACAUGGCAAGGCAACAACAGAACAUGGCUACAUAAGCAUACACACACACACAUAAAAAGACACAGACAUAAACACAC
Molecule: messenger RNA, 1967 nt
Organism: Scaptodrosophila lebanonensis
Lineage: Eukaryota; Metazoa; Arthropoda; Insecta; Diptera; Drosophilidae
Gene: jeb
Exons: 4
Coding region: 1-1698 (565 amino acids)
Biological process (GO): positive regulation of MAPK cascade
Cellular component (GO): terminal bouton
Molecular function (GO): transmembrane receptor protein tyrosine kinase activator activity; protein binding
Source: RefSeq, a predicted model, not a curated record